CUUCUUCCUUUCCCUUUUGUUUUCUCUGCCCAUGUUUUUAGUUGAGUUCAUGUUGUGUCCUGUUGUAUACAUAUGGUAGUAUGGUUGAAAAGUAGGAAGUUAGGAUCCUGGGAAAGUUGAAGACAUCGUGUGUCAAUAGUCCAAUUCUUGUACUUAUUGGCCUCAGCUCAAGACAUGCAAGUGAUUUCAUCUGAGAAUUGAGAAUGAGUAAAUAUUUCCUCAAGAUUGAGUGAUAUUCAGCUAAGAAAGUUAAUGCCAUGUUGCCACCUAAAUAAUACCAUCUCAACAGUAAACUUUGGUAGCAUUAACCAAGCAUCCUUGCCAAACCAGCUACUAUACUGUAUGCACCAGAUUCAAAGCAUAAGACUAAAGUCAGAUUAUCAAUUCCCAAAACUGCAACCCAUCUUCAGAGUCUGCUUUCUCUAUUGUGUCUUUUUGCAUGAACAAGAAGCUCAUUGCUGAAGAGAAAAAAAAAUGUCAAGUAUGGGGUAUUCAAGGUCUUUCUUGGCUUCUUUUCUUCUUGCUGUGUUGCUCAAUGUGACUAAUGGGCAGCCUCUAGUCCCUGCAAUUUUCACAUUUGGGGACUCAAUUGUAGAUGUUGGCAAUAAUAACCACCAAUUGACUAUUGUUAAAGCAAACUUCCCUCCUUAUGGAAGGGACUUUGAGAAUCACUUUCCAACAGGAAGGUUCUGCAAUGGAAAGCUUGCAACAGACUUCAUUGCUGAUAUCCUUGGAUUUACCUCUUAUCAACCAGCCUACCUCAACUUAAAGACCAAAGGAAAGAACCUCUUGAAUGGUGCCAACUUUGCCUCAGCUUCUUCUGGUUACUUUGAAUUGACAUCCAAACUAUAUAGUUCAAUUCCAUUGAGCAAGCAGCUUGAAUGCUACAAGGAGUGCCAGACCAAAUUGGUGGAAGCAGCAGGGCAAUCAAGUGCUUCAUCAAUUAUAUCUGAUGCUAUAUAUCUUAUUAGUGCUGGGACCAGUGAUUUUGUUCAGAACUACUACAUAAAUCCUCUGCUUAACAAGCUUUAUACAACUGAUCAAUUCUCAGACACUCUCUUGCGAUGCUAUUCCAAUUUCAUCCAGAGUUUAUAUGCAUUGGGAGCAAGGAGGAUUGGUGUGACAUCAUUACCUCCAAUUGGUUGCCUUCCUGCAGUCAUCACUCUCUUCGGUGCUCAUAUCAACGAAUGUGUGACCAGUUUAAACAGUGAUGCAAUUAACUUCAAUGAAAAGCUCAACACCACAUCUCAGAACUUAAAAAAUAUGCUUCCAGGCCUCAAUUUGGUCGUCUUUGAUAUCUACCAACCCCUCUACGACUUGGCCACCAAGCCUUCUGAAAACGGAUUUUUUGAAGCAAGGAAGGCUUGUUGUGGAACGGGGUUGAUAGAGGUAUCUAUUUUGUGCAAUAAGAAGUCCAUAGGAACAUGUGCUAAUGCAUCUGAAUAUGUAUUCUGGGAUGGUUUUCAUCCCUCAGAGGCUGCAAACAAGGUUUUGGCGGAUGAAUUGAUUACUUCUGGCAUCUCUCUUAUAUCCUAAUCAAACACUUCACGAGUCAUACUUUGGAUUUCCUACACUUGUGGUUGCUGCUGCUGUUGCAUGAAGAUGGCUUGUGAAAAAGACUAAGGAUAUUCUAGAUGUUAAAUCCCAAAGAUCAUUGUGUGGUUUUAGGUUCCGUGUUAUUGAACAAAGACUUUUUCGUCUAAGGUUGAUAAUAAAGUGAAAAUGAACGCUUAUGGCAUUUUAAAUACUAUUAUUAAAUUAUAAUUUUUCCAUCUUUUUUUA
This is a messenger RNA of Glycine soja, 1782 nucleotides long. Its product is annotated as GDSL esterase/lipase At5g22810-like. The record is from RefSeq and is a predicted model, not a curated record. The transcript has 7 exons. Lineage: Eukaryota; Viridiplantae; Streptophyta; Magnoliopsida; Fabales; Fabaceae. The coding region runs from base 475 to 1536 and encodes 353 amino acids. Gene Ontology annotation, molecular function: hydrolase activity, acting on ester bonds.